GACACCUCUGACAGAGGAACUCGGCUCUCGGUCUCUCCUCCGGGCCGCAGCAUGCACCUCUCGCUACGCUUCGGGCACGUGUAAUUUUUGUAUGCGCGCACGGCGAAAAAGUCGCGGGGACAUUUCAGAAUCGCGAAACGCGGGAUACGUACGCGCGUGUGACGCGUGUCCCGCGCGAACGAAUACAAUUCGCGGGCACAACGCGACGAGAGGCGUGCGACAACGUUCUUUUUAUUUAUUGAGCACCGGCGAAGCAGUCAGCCGGUGAACACCGAUCGGCCGAGCGAUAAAUUCGUCAGCUCGCAAAUCGACAAGCCUCCUGUACUCGCUCGUGAGAUAAUUGUGCAAUUAAAGUGCGGUCGCACGGCCGAAAUGAGCCUCCGCGACGCGAUGGAAGCGCGGCUCGCCCGGCAGAUUCGCGAACGGCAGAGCGUAUCGGCUGUGAUCGAUGUGUGAGUUGAUUUUGGCCGCCGUGUCUCUGCUUAGUGUUCGUUCUCCGUCAACGGUUGCACGUGCAGUCGGGACUCGAUGCAACAGAAGUUUGUAGAGACCAAUGAAGAAACGACUCAUUUGCAACUCAACAUUGACUGCUGAUCGAGGAAACAUCUAAUCGACGGAGCAAGCUGAUUGCAAUUAGCCGCGGCGGUUUAACGCGGUGAAAAAUGACGUGGAGCUGAAACGAGAGGCGACUAGGGAGACUAGUGUGCGCUCUCACCGGAAGCUGCAGCGAGAUGCGUCGACAGUGAGGCCGAGAGCGAAAAUCCGUCAAGAUGCAUCCUCUCGUCCUUCCCUUUUUGCUGCUAUCUUUAACGUGCGCUGUUAGAUUUGGCAGCGGUCAUCUCAUAGACGGGAUUUUCACGGAACCGACUUUGGAGCCAGGCUACAAUCUGGUGGCUGUGGUCCCACGUGGCGCCUUGGCAUUGAACGUGACCGAACUCCGUCACACGCAGAACUAUCUCGCGAUUAGAUUGCAAAAUGGCAGCUAUUUGUUGAACGGGAAUUACAAUAUCAACUGGUCCGGCGAAUACAAGGCAGCUGGAACAACGUUUGUCUAUCUUCGUCAAGGCCCUCAUAAUUUGGAGAGCUUUUCCGCCGCAGGUCCAUUACAGGAACCGAUAGACGUUAUGGUAUUGUACCAGGAGCCGAACCCUGGAAUUGUUUAUCGGUACGUGAUUCCCGGAAACGCAAAUUUGCAGCGGAACAGUCAUCUCGCGCAUAACGCAGUUCCCAAUAAAGACGAACCAAGCUUGCAAAACAGAAGGAUUGAAAAUGGACCAGUGGUGGUUGAUGUAACGUCGGCGCCGUAUCUACCACGACGUUAUAGGAAAAGGAAAUUCACGUGGAGAGCGAUCGGCUACAGCGAGUGCAACAAGUCUUGCGGCGGAGGUGUUCAGGUGCUCAGACACGUGUGUAUCAAAGAGCACACGCAGCAGCAGGCGCCGGAGAAGAGAUGCCACGCGUUAGAGAAGCCGCGGGAGGUUCGUCUUAGGUGCAAUAUCAGGCCAUGUCCGACCAGGUGGCGCGGCGGACCAUGGAGCGAAUGUUCCACUUCCUGCGGCACGGGAGUUCGCAUACGGGAACUCGAGUGCGUUCAGGAGAAGACGUCGUUAACGAUGCGAGUUGCCGACGGCACCUGCACAGAACCGAGGAAUCUGCCGACCAGUGAGGUGUGCGAAAUGCCGGCAUGCCACGAAGAGACCAGGCAAACGUCGACGCCAACGUCAUCUCCAGUACCGCAAUGGACUGUGGGCGUUUGGUCGCAGUGCUCCACGUCCUGCGGCGUGGGAAAGAGGUCGAGGGUCGUAACUUGCGUCACUCUAAGCGCACCCUGCGAUCUCUCGGAGAAGCCUGAAGCCCACGAAAUCUGCGACUUAGGACCGUGUCUGGCGAAAUCGACGCCACUGAACAUUGUCUCCGCGAAGCUACAGAGCCCGCAGUGGUUAUUCACCGAAUGGUCUGACCAGUGUUCGGCGGAAUGUGGGGUUGGAGUUCAGACUAGAAAAGUCCUAUGCGAGACAAACUCCGACGAGGAGCAUUGCGAUGAAUCGAGUCGACCUGAGACUUCCAGAGACUGCUCGAGCAACAGGACGUGCAGCGGUCAAUGGUUCGCAGGACCUUGGACAGAGUGUUCCUCGAGCUGCGAUUUGGGCGAGCAAAUUAGAGACGUGGUAUGCGUGACGACUCUUCGCGGCUCUCUACGCGUUGUCUUAGAUAUGAAUUGUCCUGCGAACAAACCGGGAACCAGGAAGCCCUGCAGAGAGCGUCCAUGCGUAUCUACUUGGUUCGUGUCAGAUUGGACAUCGUGUUCGCGAUCUUGCGGCAAAGGUAUCCAGAAACGCGAGGUCCGAUGUCUGAAUCCGGACGGCCAGCUACCAGAAUCUCAUCAAGUUCACUGCCGGGAGGAAGAUCGCCCACUAUCGCGGAGGAUAUGCAACGAUUAUCCCUGCAAGGACGAUCUGCGUGCGCCCGAAAACUCUCACAGGGUCUUGCAGAUCCAAGACGAACCCGAAAUAUCAAAUGGUGUUGAGAACGAUUCACUCUGCAAGGACAAGAUACCUAACUGCCACUUAGUCACACAAGCUCGGCUCUGCUCUUACCAAUUUUAUCAGGAGUCUUGCUGUCUGUCCUGCUCCCGCGCCAAGCACGAUUCGGAGUAGAAAUACAGCGACGAUCAUGCUCACUAUGACUUUAACGCAACACAACCCGCCUUCCGUAGUACUUCCAAUUAAUAUUGCCGAUUAAAACUCGAUUUUCCCCGUUUACAGUUACAGACAAUUUUUAAUAAUUUAAUAUUGCAUUGAUCUAUAAAAUUUAAUAUUGGAUUGAUCUAUAAAAUUCGUGCGCGCCGAUUUUUGUCUAAUUGGCACUCGCAUGUUGAUAUUAUGAAAACAGUUCCAUACAGUUUUUCUCGCCAUCUCUGUACAUGCUUUGAUAGCUAAUGUUUCAGAGCAAAUUUUGUGAUGUAAAUGAUAGUGUUUAAAGAAGUAUAGUUGUCUCUUUGUUGCAGCUUGAAGAUGAAAGCUUGAAGUAAUGAAUUUUCCAAUGCAUUAAGUUUUUUAUUUCUAUAAAAAUUUUUAGAGUUUGACUGGUUUAUUUCACCCACCAUAUUUAUUCGAUUUUACCUCCACUGAUUAUCAUUUGUUUUGCUUAUUACAGAAUUCCCUUCCCUUCCCAGAUAGCGCAGAGAAUUCAAAAAGAAUUCAGUCGUAUGUCACCAACUCUGAGUUCAUUUCCAGAUGCAAAAAGAAUUCUUCAGAGUUCAGUCCAGUAAAAAGAAUUCUUUUUGCAUCGAAAGAUGAACUCAGAAUUGAUGACAUACGACUGAAUUCUUUUUGAAUUCUCUGUGUUAUCUGAGUUGUUGUACAAUAAACUUUACUUUUUUGAAAAAUAUGAAGGAUCAAUUGGAAUAUUUCUUCUUCGGAGAAACAAAAGAGUUCUACGAAAAGAGAAUUAUAAAAUUACGUGAAAGAUGACAAAAGAUUGUCGAACAGAAUGGCGCAUAUAUUUUUGAUUAAAGUAAUUUUCAACAAGAAUAAAAUGUAUUUUGUUGAAAAAGCCGCACGAACUUAUGAAUCAACCCAAUGCAUAGCGGAUCUCUUUCUUUUCUCUUUUUUCGUACGCAUUCUACGUGUGUAGAAAUGUAGGCAUAUGCAUGUCGCAAUUUGAUACAAAAUCCGUAAACCCGUCGAUGUCUUCCGGGCCGCUCGAUAUUUAAUAGAGAAAAUUUAAUGGAGAAACUGAUCGCGCGUGCAAUUCGACGCAACAUUGAAGUCCGCGCUGUUCUCACAUAACCGUAAACGUAUAUUGAGCAUUAAUAAACGUUACGCUUUUUCA
This is a messenger RNA of Odontomachus brunneus, 3834 nucleotides long. Its product is annotated as thrombospondin type-1 domain-containing protein 4-like. NCBI's taxonomy places the organism in Eukaryota, Metazoa, Arthropoda, Insecta, Hymenoptera, Formicidae. The transcript has 14 exons. Gene Ontology annotation, molecular function: metalloendopeptidase activity. The coding region runs from base 771 to 2657 and encodes 628 amino acids. Gene Ontology annotation, cellular component: extracellular matrix. The record is from RefSeq and is a predicted model, not a curated record. Gene Ontology annotation, biological process: extracellular matrix organization.